Messenger RNA from Oikopleura dioica, 501 nucleotides. The record is from the annotation of a GenBank genome assembly. Lineage: Eukaryota; Metazoa; Chordata; Appendicularia; Copelata; Oikopleuridae.
AUGAGCGACUACAAUUUCCGUACAUCGAUCGCUCUGAAGCCUAACAAGAGCUUCAUGGAGCUAGAAGAGGAAAAGGAGAAUUUUAGUCGAGCAAUGACGAAUAUCAUCACUACUGACUUGGAAGUACUUGAGCCUGAAGAAAUGGAACGAUCAGAAUCAGCAAUCAAAUGGGAAACAAGGGUUGAGAUUUUUUGGUCACUGCUUAUCAACGGAGCUAUCGCUGUUUUUCUUUCGCUGAUAAUUUACAUCUACUCAACUCGCGAAUUCGAGCCAAUUCCACCGCCACAUGUCGAAUACACUCCAAGAGAGACGAUUUUCUUGAAAUGCGCUAUUCACGUGGACAGGGAUUUCCUAGAGGGAAUUUGGAACACUACGGAAGAAAUGCCGCCAACAUUGCACAGCGACUACCGCGAAACACUCACCUUAGGGGCGAUCACGGUCGAACAACUCAUCACAAACUACACUUGCGAAUACUGGCCAGAACACAAAGUCAUGACAUGA